Messenger RNA from Moneuplotes crassus, 1609 nucleotides. NCBI's taxonomy places the organism in Eukaryota, Ciliophora, Spirotrichea, Euplotida, Euplotidae. The record is from the annotation of a GenBank genome assembly.
UCUCUGGGGGGUUAUGUUGUAUUAGUAUUUUGUAGUGUUGUAAAUCUUCUGUUCUAUGGGUGAUAAGUAUGGUAUAUUUAUUUUUUAUAGUAGUCUUGGUCUUAUUGGUAGAUUGUAAGGAAGGGCUUAUUGAUCAUUUUCGAGAACCUUAUUUACUUGAUCUGGUCAGCUUUAUUGGUGGAAUAUGAGAAGUUAAGAGACGGUGUCCUACAUAUUAUUGUGAUCAUGGGAUGAUGUAUGAGCAUCUUAGAGGAUAUACUUUGGCAAUAGGAGAUGUAAUUGGCUUUAUGAAUACGAUUUUAUCUACCUUUUUGAUUUUACCAGAAUCUGAUAGUCUGAGUCGGGUUAAAAAUUAAAAUGCUGUAUCUGCAGAAUUUUUAGUUAUCAAAGUUAAAUGAGCUCAGGUAUUUUUGGAGGAUGGUAUUCAUGAUCAAAGACAUAUUAUUUAAAGCCAAUUUUAGAUAUCUUAGACUCCUACACAAGGUUUCAACUGACAAUCCAGUUGACAGCUGUAGCUCCAGCUUUUAUGCCUCAUAAAAUCCAAGAUUCCUUUCUCAAAUUAAAUUUUAACCGAUAAUAAUACUUAGCCAUCUCUCUUCAUGGAUGUUGUAGGGUCUCUAAUACUACUUUGCCUCAGAUAUCAGGCUCGUUUAUCAGCUCCUUUGAUAGAGCCUGUUUUUGCUUAUUUCUGAUUGUAUUCUAAUCCGAAGUAAAGGGUUUCUAAUUUAUGUCAUAAAUAUUUUGCGCCUCCUUGCUCUAAAGUUAGCCAUACCCAUCUGAUGACUUAGUGGAAACUCCUAAAACUAUUUACAAGCAUCUAUGGGUACUUUACAAACAAACCAGAGUUUUAGAGUUUAAAACCUGAAUUCGAAAAAUCUCUUCUUAAUCACUGAACUAGAAUGCGGGUAUCAAUAACUCGUUUAUGCAUACUUGAAGAGAGGAAUUGGAAUUAUUACUGCCAUAUCUCAAAUGACAAAUAUAGUUAACUGGGAUUAUUACCAUGAGAAUUUAAAGCAUGAGUAUUUAUUUCAACCAUUUGGAUUAUUUAUUUCAAAAUUCCAAUUCCUGUGGACCAAGAUCAUUCAGCAAAAAGGCUUUGAAACCUACCAGGAAAGAUUUAGUUGCAUCCUCACGAGGAUUGGUCUGUACUUCAUGCCUACUUUUGUUGACAAAAGCAUCUCGCAUAGCUCUGAGUUCGAUGAGAUCAUUCACACUUUCUCUGAACAGCUUGUGAAUCUAGGCAUCAACUGGGCAUCUUUGUUUAUAUAUUUCAUCAUAUUUAUGGCUCUUGCUUGUACUAAUUGAUUCGGUAUCAUACUCUUUCCAAAAGGAUGGAAGGAAACUAAAAAAAUAUAUCCUCAGUUUUCAGAAGGAAUGCAAUCAAAUCAAAGAAAUGGAAGUUCCUCAGACUUAAAUCAAUUGCUAGAUGAAGAAAACGAAAUGUUACCAGUACUAAAUGAUUAUUUCCAGAGAGAUGAUAGCAAUCCUUUGGUUGGUCCCAACCUAGCUGAUAUUUCUUAAGAAGGGUCAAUAUCAUUAUCUUCUCACUCUUAGUUGCAAACAGAUGAUUUAGAAAGCUCCUAACUCUGAUUCAAUAAAUGCUAUUUGA